AUGCCCAGUCUCUCCCCAGAGCUGGAUGCCCAGUCUCUCCCCAGAGCUGGAUGCCCAGUCUCUCCCCAGAGCUGGAUGCCCAGUCUCUCCCCAGAGCUGGAUGCCCAGUCUCUCCCCAGAGCUGGAUGCCCAGUCUCUCCCCAGAGCUGGAUGCCCAGUCUCUCCCCAGAGCUGGAUGCCCAGUCUCUCCCCAGAGCUGGAUGCCCAGUCUCUCCCCAGAGCUGGAUGCCCAGUCUCUCCCCAGAGCUGGAUGCCCAGUCUCUCCCCAGAGCUGGAUGCCCAGUCUCUCCCCAGAGCUGGAUGCCCAGUCUCUCCCCAGAGCUGGAUGCCCAGUCUCUCCCCAGAGCUGGAUGCCCAGUCUCUCCCCAGAGCUGGAUGCCCAGUCUCUCCCCAGAGCUGGAUGCCCAGUCUCUCCCCAGAGCUGGAUGCCCAGUCUCUCCCCAGAGCUGGAUGCCCAGUCUCUCCCCAGAGCUGGAUGCCCAGUCUCUCCCCAGAGCUGGAUGCCCAGUCUCUCCCCAGAGCUGGAUGCCCAGUCUCUCCCCAGAGCUGGAUGCCCAGUCUCUCCCCAGAGCUGGAUGCCCAGUCUCUCCCCAGAGCUGGAUGCCCAGUCUCUCCCCAGAGCUGGAUGCCCAGUCUCUCCCCAGAGCUGGAUGCCCAGUCUCUCCCCAGAGCUGGAUGCCCAGUCUCUCCCCAGAGCUGGAUGCCCAGUCUCUCCCCAGAGCUGGAUGCCCAGUCUCUCCCCAGAGCUGGAUGCCCAGUCUCUCCCCAGAGCUGGAUGCCCAGUCUCUCCCCAGAGCUGGAUGCCCAGUCUCUCCCCAGAGCUGGAUGCCCAGUCUCUCCCCAGAGCUGGAUGCCCAGUCUCUCCCCAGAGCUGGAUGCCCAGUCUCUCCCCAGAGCUGGAUGCCCAGUCUCUCCCCAGAGCUGGAUGCCCAGUCUCUCCCCAGAGCUGGAUGCCCAGUCUCUCCCCAGAGCUGGAUGCCCAGUCUCUCCCCAGAGCUGGAUGCCCAGUCUCUCCCCAGAGCUGGAUGCCCAGUCUCUCCCCAGAGCUGGAUGCCUGAGACACCACGAGCCGCUGUAACACUUGCCGUUGACAGAGAUUCGGGUUUCAAGCGCAAUAUAACAAUUGGCGGUAAAAACAGUAAACCCCUCGAGGACAGCUGUGAGCAGGCAGAGACAAGCCCGAGGCAGGCUACUAGGAGGUUAUCUUGA
Molecule: messenger RNA, 1209 nt
Organism: Procambarus clarkii (red swamp crayfish)
Lineage: Eukaryota; Metazoa; Arthropoda; Malacostraca; Decapoda; Cambaridae
Source: RefSeq, a predicted model, not a curated record